Medioppia subpectinata is the source of this 543-nucleotide messenger RNA. Lineage: Eukaryota; Metazoa; Arthropoda; Arachnida; Sarcoptiformes; Oppiidae. The record is from the annotation of a GenBank genome assembly.
AUGAGCGGUAAUAGCGGUAGCAGUAGUAGCGGUAUGGGUGCCAACGCGUGCCCACCCGUCGCCACCACCGCAGCCAACAACCCAAACAUGUCGGCCGGCAGUGGCCUGAGUCACGGCGCCGGCAAUGCGGCCCAAAACAACAUGACUAGUAAUGACAUUACACACGUCUCGUCCCUACAAAGUGUAUCGACAGCCAAAAGCGGAUCAACGAAUGCUCCCGAGUGUUACGGCUGUCACAAAGCCAUUAAAGAGCGAUAUCUACUCAAACGUGAGCUGGUAGAGACCGUGCUUCUAACAGAGUUUACACAAACAACACUGACAGCAGAGCCGCUUCAGCCUAGGUUUUGUGUCGGCGACCGCUUCUACUUAUACGACAAUAAGAUAUUGUGUGAAUACGAUUACGAGGAGCGGAUGGUAUUCGCAAACCUCAAUCAAAUGACUUCUUUGGAUCACAUUAAGAGACAAACGCAAGAGUUGGUUGAGGUGUGCGACGGGUCCAGCGGUUACGCGAGUGGGGACUCGCCUUUCGAAACCAAUCGGUAG